GAGGAGAGUCAGCCUUUAACGGCAUUCGUGUCGAAAAAGGGCACAUUCCAAUACACCGUGGUUCCAUUUGCUGUGAAGAACAGUCCAACCGUGUUCCAAAUAAUUAUGGACCAAAUCUUCGCCGGGAUCAUCGGCAACGGCGUCAGUGUGUAUAUUGACGGGAUCGUCAUAUACGCAAACGACUUAGAUGUGCUGUUCGGAAGACUGGAGCAAGUCCUCGACCGAUGCUGCGCAGAAGGACUGAAGAAAGGUGAAUAUUUGAAGGAUUGGGUGAAGAUGGCUACCUAG
Messenger RNA from Gregarina niphandrodes, 288 nucleotides. RefSeq names its product Pol polyprotein. The record is from RefSeq and is a predicted model, not a curated record. The annotation marks the transcript as partial. The transcript has a single exon. NCBI's taxonomy places the organism in Eukaryota, Apicomplexa, Conoidasida, Eugregarinorida, Gregarinidae.